CCCCUUGCUUCCUUUUCCAGGAGCCUGGAGAGGUGUGGCUGGACCAAGACCUCCCCCGAUGUGAGCAGGUUUCCUCUUCCCCCCACCACCUAUUGCCACCACGCCAGGGAACGUCCUCAAGCCCUGGCCUUCAGGGAAGAGGUAACAGGAGCCCAGAGCCGAGACCAUGUGACGGCGCUGGCCCUCGCCACCGCCGUCCCCCCCACCCUGGCCCCAGGCCUGGCACCAUGAUGUUCCGAGACCAGGUGGGCAUCCUCGCUGGCUGGUUCAAGGGCUGGAAUGAGUGUGAGCAGACAGUGGCCCUGCUGUCACUUCUGAAGCGGGUCACUCGCACCCAGGCCCGCUUCCUGCAGCUCUGCCUAGAGCACUCCUUGGCGGACUGCAAUGACAUCCACCUGCUGGAGUCGGAGGCCAACAGUGCUGCCGUCGUCAGCCAGUGGCAGCAGGAGUCCAAAGAGAAGGUAGUAUCCCUCCUGCUGUCCCACCUGCCCCUGCUUCAGCCACGCAACACGGAGGCCAAGUCGGAGUACAUGAGGCUGCUGCAGAAAGUGCUGGCCUACUCGAUCGAGAGCAAUGCCUUCAUUGAGGAGAGCCGCCAGCUGCUCUCUUAUGCCCUCAUCCACCCAGCCACCACUCUGGAGGACCGCAACUCACUGGCCCUCUGGCUGAGCCACCUGGAAGAGCGGCUGGCUGGUGGCUUCCGCACCCGGCCUGAGCCCACUUACCACUCACGCCAGGGCUCAGAUGAGUGGGGGGGGCCUGCAGAGCUGAGCCCUGGGGAGGCGGGGUCAGGCUGGCAGGACAAGCCACCCCGGGAAAAUGGACAUGUUCCCUUCCACUCACCCAGCUCGGUGCCACCAGUCGUCAACAGUAUUGGGAGCAACGCAAAUGCAGGUCUCCCCUGCCAAAUCCACCCCAGCCCGCUGAAGCGUUCCAUGUCGCUCAUUCCCACAAGCCCCCAGGCCCCUGGUGAGUGGCCAAGUCCAGAGGAGCUCGGGGCCCGGGCUGCUUUCACCACACCCGACCACGCACCCCUCUCGCCCCAGAGCAGCGUGGCCUCCUCUGGCAGUGAGCAGACGGAGGAGCAGGGCUCCAGCCGGAACACUUUCCAGGAGGAUGGCAGUGGCAUGAAAGAUGUGCCCUCCUGGCUCAAAAGCCUCCGCUUGCACAAGUACGCAGCCCUGUUCUCACAGAUGAGCUACGAGGAGAUGAUGACACUGACGGAGCAGCAUCUGGAGUCUCAGAAUGUCACCAAAGGUGCCCGCCACAAGAUAGCCCUGAGCAUCCAGAAACUGCGUGAGAGGCAGAGCGUCCUCAAGUCCCUGGAGAAGGAUGUGCUGGAAGGAGGAAACCUGCGAAACGCUCUGCAGGAGCUGCAGCAGAUCAUCAUCACCCCUAUCAAGGCCUAUAGUGUCCUCCAGGCCACUGUGGCCACCGCCACUACCACCACCUCUACUGCCAAGGAUGCGGGCCGGGGGGAGCCACUGCUGCCAGGUGCUGAGCCUCCCCUGGCUCAUCCCAGCACAGACAAGGGCACUGAGGCCAAGGAUCCUCCAGCUGCAGAGAGCUAUCCCCCUCCACCAACUCCAGUUCCCACUGAUGGCAGUGAGCCAGCCCCAGCUCCCGUUGCUGACGGAGACAUCCCCAGCCAGUUUACACGGGUGAUGGGCAAAGUGUGCACCCAGCUGCUGGUGUCCCGACCAGAUGAGGAGAACAUCACCAGUUACCUCCAGCUCAUUGAAAAGUGCCUGACUCAUGAGGCUUUCACGGAGACGCAGAAGAAACGGCUGCUGUCCUGGAAACAGCAAGUGCUGAAGCUCCUCCGGACCUUCCCGCGCAAAGCUGCACUAGAGAUGCAGAACUACCGGCAGCAGAAAGGCUGGGCAUUUGGCUCCAACUCACUCCCCAUAGCUGGCUCUGUGGGGAUGGGGGUGGCCCGGCGGACCCAGCGGCAGUUCCCAAUGCCUCCCCGGGCCCUCCCGCCCGGCAGAAUGGGCCUUCUGAGCCCCUCGAGCAUUGGGGGCAUCUCCCCCAGACAUGCCCUCACCAGCCCCAGCCUUGGGGGCCAGGGCCGACAGAACCUAUGGUUUGCCAACCCUGGAGGCAGCAACAGCAUGCCCAGCCAGAGCCGCAGCUCUGUGCAGCGCACCCACUCGCUCCCAGUUCACUCCUCGCCCCAGGCCAUUCUCAUGUUCCCUCCAGACUGUCCGGUCCCUGGGCCUGACCUGGAGAUCAAUCCUACUCUGGAGUCUCUGUGUCUGAGCAUGACAGAACACGCCUUGGGUGAUGGGACAGACAAAACCUCCACCAUCUGACAGGACCCACAGCCCAGCGCACCCAUAGGCUCCCUGGGCGGCGGGCGGGGGCCAACCCCCAACAGGCUUCUCUGCGACAGCGAGAGGGUGGGCUGGCUCAGCUAUACAUUCUAAUAUUUUUCUACUCAUCCUUUUAACUUUUGUUUAACAUUGGCACACGCCUUGCUCACUCCUAGGCCCAUUGAGGGAUCUCAGCUGAGGCCCAGGAAGGUGGGGGCAGCCAGAAUAAAGGGGGCAGGAACUUGGCCAGCCUGCCUGCCCCCUCAUUUCCUCCCUCAUCUCCCACCUGGCCCCAUCCCACCCCUACCUCCUCCAGACUGCUCACCAUCUGCCCCUCCUGAGGGAGCAGCCUCCUCCAGAGACUCACUGACCCACUAUCUUGUGGGGCCUACUCAGAACCAUCUGACAUUUGGGGAGAGACAAGCAGGGUAGAUAACCUGCUCUCCUGAAUGUUAUUUUGAGAGGCGCUAAAGAGAAGGCAGGUGAGAAGAACCUUUCUCCUUGCCGCCGCCUUCUCCUUCCCCAUUCCCAUCAUUCCCCGAGGACAGGAGCCACCCUCUUCUCAGUCACCUCCUUUUGCCCUGUUUAUCAGAGGUUCUCUACAAUUAAUUUCUUAGGCCUAUUUAAGAUACAUAUUUAUAUAGUUCUUAACGGUUUUUCUCUGAUCAUUCCCUCUCAUUUUUAGAAUCCCCAGGCCUCUCUCUGAGCCAAGAAAGUGGCAGGGGGAAUCUGAAUUUUAUGAGGGGAGAGGGGCAGAGCCCCCUCCUCCAGACCCCCUAGCCCUUCCCCCCUUUCCCCCAGCCUUGGCUCCCCAGAUACAGAGGUUGAAGGUGGGGAGCCAGGACAGCCAGUGAGGUCAGGAAGUCUGUUGCCUUAACAUCCCCUUCCCCCAUCAACAUACUCUUCUCCACUCCCAGGUCUGGUUGCUGAAAGACUUGGGGGUAAGGAAUAAGGGAAAGGGGAUUGUUUGGUUUUUUUCUUUCCCCACCCUGUUUUCUUUCAACCUUCCCCCACUCCCCAUUAUGUCAUGACCUCAUUAAGUGGAACACUAUAUCAUAACCCAGAGAUUCGUCCAGCCCCAGAGUCAUACUGACCCUCUGGUCCCUGUUCCUACUGCGGGGUUGUGCUGGGGCCCAGGUGGAGGGAGGGGAUUUAGGGGUUCAGGUUGUGGGGAAGCCAGGGUCCCCUAUUCCAACCCCCUUUUCCCCCUCAACCCUCCCCCACACACUGGGACAUUCUCAAGCUUUUCACACCGAAAAGGGAAAAAUGUUAUUUUUAGAUACAUUUUAUGAAUAACUUUUGUUAUGAAUAUGGCUGGUAACCAUUGUGUAUGUUAUUAAAGAUACAAAAUGUUGGGAAAAAACAAAAAACCAAAAAAAAAAAAUUAAAACCACCGCCCUCCCAGCACUCUCACCCCAUUCCCCUGAUCUUUUGCCCCUGCCCUCCUGGUCUGGACCUCCCUCAGCUCUGAGCCCAGGGAGGGGGGAGAAAGCCAGGGGGUGGUGUAGCCCUGGGGACCUGCUCCAGGUCCCUACCUCCUCUCCCAGUGCCGGGCUGGGUGGGGUGUCAGGUUUAUUUAUGUACCUCUUGCACACUCAUCAACCUAUGCAAGUCCCCCACCCCGGCCCCUCCAUGUUUCUGUGCCUUUGCUCAUUCCCCUGAAACUCCCAGGGCUUCUCCAACUCCCCUCCCACUAGCCCGGGGAAGUGGGAUGGACAGGGGCCACCUCGUUUGGAAUCAGCAGGGUGUCCCUCUUACAGGACCCUCACCUUCUCCCAGCCAGUCCCAUCUUGUUCACUAUCCAUCAGGGUGAGCUGGCUCUGCCUGGCACUGGGAGGUGGUGAGGGACGCCCCCCCCACACACACAAUGGGAGGCAAGAGCUGCCCCCCUCCCCCCACCUGACCAGAGUGUGCAGGACGCAGGCGGCCCCACUCUGAUGGGCAGGACCCUGAUCCUCUCCAGCUACAGCCCCUCCCCAGCCCCCAGCCCUUCCACCAUGAUUUCACCCUCCCUUCUGUCCCCAGCCCCACUGGCAGAAUCAGCUUUGAGUAACUGUACAGUUUUUCUCGCUGUUGGAGAUUUAUUUGUUGGAGUUUCACUUGUUUAAUGGUCUGGGCUUAUUUUGGAAAAAAAAAAACACCAAAAAAAAAAAAA
Molecule: messenger RNA, 4470 nt
Organism: Miniopterus natalensis
Lineage: Eukaryota; Metazoa; Chordata; Mammalia; Chiroptera; Miniopteridae
Source: RefSeq, a predicted model, not a curated record